This is a messenger RNA of Plectropomus leopardus (leopard coralgrouper), 1032 nucleotides long. Its product is annotated as dehydrogenase/reductase SDR family member 11-like. Gene Ontology annotation, molecular function: oxidoreductase activity. The record is from RefSeq and is a predicted model, not a curated record. NCBI's taxonomy places the organism in Eukaryota, Metazoa, Chordata, Actinopteri, Perciformes, Serranidae.
UUAUUGUGCUGCGUUCAGGAGCUCCUCAUUUCAGGAGCUCUCUACCUCUGCUGUCUCUGUCUCUGUCACUGUAAGCAGGUUACCGCCGGUAACUUACCGGUGGACAAGUCGUGAUGGACCGCUGGAGGGGCAGAGUGGCUCUAGUGACCGGAGCUUCGGUCGGGAUCGGGGCAACCAUAGCGAAGGAGCUGGUCCGGUACGGUAUGAAGGUGGUGGGCUGCGCGAGGGACGUCGAAAAAAUACAGAAAUUGGCAGCUGAGUGUAAAAGUGCAGGCCACAGUGGUGUUUUGGUGCCUUUUAAGUGUGAUUUGAACAACGACGAAGAGAUUCUGUCAAUGUUCGCCGCCAUCAAAGCGCAGCACAAAGGGGUGGAUGUGUGCAUCAACAACGCUGGCUUGGCUCAUCCAGAGUCAUUGUUAAAUGGCAAAACCAGUGGCUGGAAGAACAUGCUGGAUGUGAACGUUCUUGCAUUGUGCAUCUGCACCCGUGAAGCCUAUCAGUCGAUGAAAGAGAGAAAUAUCGACGAUGGGCACAUCAUAAACAUAAACAGCAUGAGUGGACAUCGUGUGGUUCCCAGUGCUGAUGUUCAUUUCUACAGCUCCACCAAGUUCGCUGUGACGGCGCUGACGGAGGGUCUGAGACAGGAGCUGCGUGAGGCAAACACCCACAUCAGGGCCACAUGCAUUUCUCCUGGUGUGGUGGAGACAGAAUUUGCUCCGCGGCUGUACAGAGACAAUGCAGACAAAGCUGCUGCUACAUACACUAAAUUUAAGCCUUUGGAUGCAAUCGAUGUUGCAAAUUCUGUUACAUACGUCCUGAGUGCCCCUCCUCAUGUGCAGAUUGGUGACAUUCAGAUGCGACCUGUGGAGCAGGUGUCAUAAGUCUGCACCAUGUGACCGCUAAUUUAGUGCACUGACAUUCCAAAUCUGAUUAUCACAAUGACUUAAUUUGAUCAUGAAAUGAAUUUGCUUUUUAAAAUAAGUACUUAAGAUUGCACAUGUAUAGAUUAAAGUGUCUGAUCUAAACAUGAAA